CUUAUAUUUGGCACCCUUUACCCUGCAUAUUACUCCUACAAGGCUGUGAAAUCAAAGGACAUUAAAGAAUAUGUCAAAUGGAUGAUGUACUGGAUUAUAUUUGCACUUUUCACCACAGCAGAGACAUUCACCGACAUCUUCCUUUGUUGGUUUCCAUUCUAUUACGAACUAAAAAUAGCCUUUGUAGCCUGGCUGCUCUCUCCCUACACAAAAGGCUCCAGCCUCCUGUACAGGAAGUUUGUCCAUCCCACGCUGUCUUCAAAGGAAAAGGAAAUCGAUGAUUGCCUUGUCCAAGCAAAAGACCGGAGUUACGACGCCCUUGUGCACUUCGGGAAGCGAGGCUUGAACGUGGCGGCCACAGCGGCGGUGAUGGCUGCCUCCAAGGGACAGGGUGCCUUAUCGGAGAGACUCCGGAGCUUCAGCAUGCAGGACCUCACCACCAUUCGGGGAGACGGUGCCCCUGCGCCCUCAGGCCCCCCUCCCGCGGGGUCCGGGCGGGCCGGCAAACAGGGCCAGCCCAAGAUGUCCAGGAGUGCUUCUGAGAGCGCUGGCAGCUCAGGCACCGCCUAGACUCCUUCGAUCCCGCUUCAGGAAGAAAAGUACCUCAUCCUCAGCCACUGAAACCACAUGAGUGAGACGAGCCAACAGCACCGGAUACACAGAACGUUUCUCCUCUGCCUUAAAGAGCUAUUCACUAACAACACGGUGUCUGCAAGCUGGUGUGCUGUGUGCAGCCUCACAGACAUGGCCUUUUCUCCCCUCCCCUUUUAGGAUAUUGUUUUCUCCGUCUUUAUUUUGCUGGGAAAGGCUAAAGGGCAGGUAGUGUUUGGGGGGUGGUGUGUGACCCUAAGUCUUCUGAGGUUAGUAAUUUUCCACAGUUGGGUUGUCAUUACAGACAGCAGUGUUUGUAGAAAUAUAAGGGAAUCCCCCUCCCUGCUGAGAUGUACAUUUGUAAUUUAUUUGUUGCAUACUUCAUUUUUAGUCCUGUAAAUGCAAACAAAGCCAUUUUUUAAAACUGUUUUUGUUCUUGGUACUAAUACUUUGGACUACAGUGUACAUAUUUAUGGCUUUUGGCUUCAUAUAAUGGACUUGCCAGGGCUGCCAGAGGUUCUGAUAAUGUAAGAAAACUACAAACACAGAAGUUUAAAAAAUGUUUCUGAUUCCAGAGCACAUCUUAGAUUGUGCUUAGAAAGCGUCCCUUU
Messenger RNA from Myotis lucifugus (little brown bat), 1202 nucleotides. It is a transcript of the gene REEP1, whose product is annotated as receptor accessory protein 1. The record is from RefSeq and is a predicted model, not a curated record. The transcript is spliced from 6 exons. Bases 82 to 570 code for a protein of 162 amino acids. Gene Ontology annotation, biological process: endoplasmic reticulum tubular network organization. Gene Ontology annotation, molecular function: microtubule binding. Gene Ontology annotation, cellular component: cytoplasmic microtubule; endoplasmic reticulum tubular network; endoplasmic reticulum membrane. Lineage: Eukaryota; Metazoa; Chordata; Mammalia; Chiroptera; Vespertilionidae.